This is a messenger RNA of Eurytemora carolleeae, 3659 nucleotides long. RefSeq lists its product as uncharacterized. Bases 803 to 2947 code for a protein of 714 amino acids. The transcript is spliced from 10 exons. The record is from RefSeq and is a predicted model, not a curated record. Lineage: Eukaryota; Metazoa; Arthropoda; Copepoda; Calanoida; Temoridae.
CAGUCUUGUUAUAAAUAAUAAUGUGUAAUCUAAUUCCAUAAUAAUGGGGGAUGAACUGACUAAAAAACUGACUUUUAAGUUUGGAGGUGGUGAUGAAACCAAACUUACUACUCUUGAGGCAGCUCUGAGGUUUACUGAAACCUAUUUUUCCAAGGAUCUGACCUCAACAAGAGUACAAGUUCCAGAGGAGAAAAUUGAUUAUGGGCUUUCCACUGAAGUUGUAGCAGAUAUGAGUGAAGGUGAAUGGAAAGCUAAAGCUAAGGAAAUAAACGAUGAAAAGGAGAGAGAAGCAUUUAAAAAGUACUGGUCCCAGUACGAAGGUGGAGCUAGUGAACUUCUGGUAUGGAGAUACAUUUCAAGAAUUCCCGAGUCCAUUCCACUAGCUCUCUUCCACAACUUUGACCUUCGCAUGUUUCGACUUUUCACAGGUAUGCCUGCAUCUUCAAGUGCUGGUUUAUCUAAGGAGGAUAAAACUGUUCACCACCUUGAUCACCAAGAGUUUGACUUCUUGUUGAUUCUCCCGGAAUACCGGGCUUAUUGCCAUCUUGAAGUCAAGGCAGCUGUAAAUUUCAGUGGUUCCUGUAUUGAUCAGCUGGAGAGAGGAAAAUGUUUCUUCAAGAUGGUUCAAGAAUAUCUGGGAGAAGAAGAAUACAAGGAUUGGAAAUUUAUUCCAGUUUCAGUCUUUCCUAAUUCUAAGGGCAAAGUACCAGAGAACUUAAAGAAGUACUACCCAGAUCAUCUAUUUCUGAUUAAACCAGAUUUAGAGACAGGAAACCUGAUAGAGAAGUUACAUUAAAGCUCCAUGCUUUGUUUGAGCCGGCUUAUCCUUUAUCAACAUAUCCUUAACUCCAAUAAGUUUAUCCUGUACCCCAGACAGUUUACUGAUAAUACAUACUCAAGAUUAGUUUCCUUUUAUUAUGCAGCAGCACAUUGCACCAAGAUUAAAGGCUCUGGAACCCUGUCUCUUGAUACAAAAGAUCUCCUGCAAGAGGCAACAAGGAAGUUGAUUGGUGGGAAAGAGACUAACUCCAUUGGAACAGGUGCAGAGUCUUUAAUGCCCUCAAUUCUUAUUGACAAAAAGAAACCUAAGAAGGAAGCCUAUACAUUCAAAGAUGUAAAGGAAGCAGGUGCUGUUGGAUCUGUCCCCAGCUUGAUGUUCUGGACCCCAGACCAGAAAAAGAUAUUGUUUGAGCAUCAUCCUAGAAGCAUCAUCUAUGGACAAUAUGGUACUGGGAAGACAGUGCUGUUAACCGAGAAAAUAAAAAGGAUGAUACAGAGUGUUAUUGAUGAUCAGGACAAGCCGGAUCCUGAUGAUAGAGAAUGUGUUAACAAAAAUGAAGAAAUUAAUUGCACUCAAAGUAAGAACUACGGUGACAAGCAGCAGUGGGAUCAAGACUGCAUUGGGGAGAAAAUAAAGGAGGAUUGGCAUGACGAGCAUGAGUCUGCUGAUAGGGGUAGUGAUGAUGAAAGAGAAGAAGUUAAUUUAACCCAAGAUGAGAUAUAUCUCAUGGAACUUGUUUUUUCCCUGCCAGUGAUGGUUCGUCUUUCUAAAUUUUUAAAGAAACUUGAGGUCUUGCGUGGUGAGACAGAAGCAAGGGGGAUUUACAUUUCCUGCCUUAGUCCUAAUUUCAAGGAGUGUUACGAUUACAAGGGGAAUUAUAUUUCUCCAAUAUUUAAUCUGCUGAUGAAGGAAAUGUUUUCUGAGUUAUCAAAGGAGCUUGAGAUCAAGACCCAGCAAAAGAAUUUGGUUGAGUUCUGGGGUGCUGAGGAUAUCUGUAGGGAGAUGGGUAUUCCCAUAUUUGAGAGUUAUUUCUACUCUGUGCUUCCAUGGUUUGUAGCAGUGAAGGCAAGCAAACAAUGCCUGGUGGUGGUUGAUGAAUAUGGAGAUGGUUUUGGCGCUAGAGUUAGAGAAGGUAAAUACUGUUUAUCCCCGGAACAAGAAGAACUCCUGAGGUUAGAUAAAUUCAGCAAAAUAGAUGCUAAAAACAUCAUCAUAUCUAUAAACCCAACUCUAAUGAGAGAUUCUGAACUUUAUAAUGGAUUAAACAUAGACAAGACAUUUGAAGUUCAUUUUAUAUUGCAUAUAUUAAGGAACUCAGGAAACAUAUGCAAACAUUGCAUGGAUUAUGGUUAUAUUAAUUCAGAAAAUAGUAAACCUUCAACAGUACUGGGAUAUAAACCAGAGCUGGUUUGGGGGGAUGUGGAUAAUCCUAGUUAUUACAAGGAAUCCAUAGAUGCGAUUAUGAAGAAAGCAGACAAAUUUAUUUGUAUCAGAGACAACAAGUUUAAUUUCUCUCUCUUUGAAGAACAGCUUAAUGAGAGAGAUAUUAAACUGUUCAGAUAUGAUGAUGUAGAACAUGAUUGUGAUAAAUUAAAGGAUUUUAUGAAAUCUGAUAGUGGUUGUCUGUUAACCAACCAUGAAUUAGCUAGAGGAACUGAGUGCCAAUCCCUGUUAUAUUAUCAGGAUGGUUUCUCUAGUUUCUCUAUGCUACGGUGUACAGUUAACCUUGUACAAUGUAUCCCACUGGGUGUUGUGCAAGUGGUACCCCAGGGAUCAGGAGUCCUCAUGAUGCAAGGAACCCCGGGAGAUCCUGCUGUAUACACCCAGCUCCAGGUUGAGUUAAACAAGACACCAUAUAACAAGUCUAACAAACUUGUUUUCUUUCUUAGUGAAAAACUCCCUCCAGGAGUAGAAAUAAUUAAGAAAGAAUACAAAUUUCCAAAUUCUAAGAAAGAGUUUGAUGAACACCUUGAUAGUAUAGAGCAGGGUUGUAUAAUAUAUUAUUAUGAGGAAACAAAUAUGAAUUUUCAUUUAUAUACCCAGCUUGGUGAAUGGUUGGAGGGAACAUCAGUUCCCCUCAUAUAUUCAUAUUAUUGUUCACCAUACUGUGUAAACAUAAUCUUACAUUCACCAGGAAAUCCCUUCAUACGUAGUUUAUAUACCUAGCGAUGUAGGUUAAUGAAAUAUGAUGUAGACAUUUUAUUUGUUUAUCUAUCUCUUUAUCUCAAAAAUUUAUACUUUAUUCUAUGCAUGAUGUCAAACUUGUGUUGUCAUAGAGGCAAAAGCUUUUUGAACUUCUGAGUUCCAUAUUUAUAUUUUAAUAUAUUUCAAGACAUUAUUAAUUACAAAAAACUGUUCAGAAUAAUGUUUAAAAGAAUGUGUUUUAAACAUUUCAAAUUGAAGAGAAUUCAUUAAGAGUAUUUUAUAUAAUGUAGCAGGAAAGUGAUGUGUUGAUCUUUCCUGCGAUCAUAAAUGGUUGUUUUUUCCCUCCUGCCAUCAUUUCCCUCCUCCCCCCCUUUUUCAUCAUUCCUUUCCCCUUUUCCAUCCCUCCUUGGAUCUAACGGAUUUAUUCCUGUUUGUGUUUGAAUUCUAUAAAUAACCCAAGCCACGCGGAGAAACCGAAGCCAAGCUGAAAGUUCUGUUACCCCAGAGGCCCGGGGCUGGUGAGCUAGCCGGCCAGCUCCCGGGAUACUAGGGUUAAGCUCUAGCUCAGGGUGGAGCGAAGUCUGGGGAAAAUAGUCAGUUGAAGAUCAGCUCCAGAGUUGUAACAAUCCACUGAAGUUCUCCCUGCACUCUGUUCCAUUCUCAAUUCAUAAUAUUUAAUUCGUAUAGUAUUUUCCUUUAGUUUUUGUAUCUUUGUAAAUAAUAAUAAAUGUAA